Daphnia pulex (common water flea) is the source of this 840-nucleotide messenger RNA. Its product is annotated as DBH-like monooxygenase protein 2 homolog. The record is from RefSeq and is a predicted model, not a curated record. The coding region runs from base 105 to 623 and encodes 172 amino acids. Lineage: Eukaryota; Metazoa; Arthropoda; Branchiopoda; Diplostraca; Daphniidae. The transcript is spliced from 4 exons.
AGGACCAUAUCGGUCGUUACCGUUUCAUUUUCGACUAUAAAAAGGAUCGCGCUAACUGCUGAAAAAUCAAUCACUCGACUUCUACAGUUCGACUAACUUCAAGAAUGAUGAAAGUAUUGAUCGCCCUCGCUUCGCUGUUGGCCCUGAGUGCCGGUCAGCUCAACACCUUGACCAACACACAAGAAUUAGAUCCGGCUGGUAACUUCCGUCUGAAUUGGGAAGUCCUCCCUGAAAGCGGAGACAUCGUCUUGGAGAUCGUAGCCAACGCCACUGGAUGGGUUUCUCUGGAAAUUGUCACCGACGACGGUAAAUACGCCGAUGUCAUUUUUGGAGGCUACAACGACGAAUUCAGCUUCGGUUACCUUGAGGACUGGAGUCUUGAAUGGACCCCUGGUGCUCACUUGCUUCCCAUUCCGGAUGCAAGCAAAGAUCUGAUCCUGCAAACAUCUUCUUUCAGCUCUCCCACCACCACUAUCCGUGUCAAGCGAUCGCUCAACACCGGAGAUUAUUACGAUGUCCCCUUUCACAGCGGACAGAUGCCAGUUGGCUGGUCAUACAGCACAUCGGACGCUUACGACUCGGUUCACGCAGCUGCCGGUUUCGCCUACGUCACCUUCUAUUAAAAAUAGAGGAAACAAUAUUAUCAACAACAUAAUAUAAGAUAAACCAAUACAAACCAGUUGGAUAAGUUGAGCAUCACACCUAGCGACCACACGUAGCAGACAAAUGGAACUAUAACAAUGAGAAAUUUUGAAACAAUACAAUACUUUUGAAAGUAUUAUCAUAUUAUGUAUAGUAACGAUUCAAAAUUCUACAUUACAAUAAAUGUAUGAAAUUGUA